AAAGUUUCACGAGGAAGUGGAAAUGAAAUGACUGCUCAAUAGUGUCGAGAAGCGGGCGUGUGUUGCAAAUGUGAUAGCUUUCAAUAAUAAAACUUCAUGGAUUUAUGUGUAUUUAGUAUUGUCGAAAAACAAGAGGUUUACCGUUUGUGGCUUGGUUGACCGUUAUUCAAACUUUACUGUUAUUGUUUCUCUGCAUACUAGUCUAUCACUGCGGCCUAAAUUGAGAAUCUGCUCAUCGAUUGUUUACAGCACACGAAUCAUUGACUGAUUGUUACGAGCAGGCCAUUUAUUUUGGUGCUGACUUUUUCGUUCAACAUCUUCACAGCUGGGUUCACAAAAAAGGCUGGUGUGAAUGGAAGUUAAGUAUUUAUCUUGGACCAACUCGAGAUUAUGUAGAAUUAUUCGUUAGCUUGCCAAUAUUUGUGGCGUCGUAGUAACUGUCUACCAUGGGCAUAAAAUGGAACUGGCAUCCCAUUUUGGGCCUAAUUCUGUUAACCUUGAGCUGUAUUGUUACCAAAGGAAUAGAAGUUCCUGUUUUAUUGCCUGAGUUUGAACAUUGGAGGAUAGUCAAAAAUGGCACUGAUGCUUCAGUUCGCAAUAUUUGGAACCUAAAGACAGAUAAGACCGGGUUCGUUGCUUGUAAAACAAGUAAUAGUGUCGUAGAUGGUAAUGUUAUAACACCAUUUAUCACUACAAAUCCAGCGAAGGAGAUAACCCUCAGAGUUACUUAUACUUUGAAUUGCUGUGUAGCCAAAUUGUCUAUUGGUGUCUAUGUCCUUUUGGGCUCUGGUGAAAUAUCUGCGCCUGGUGCUCAAAGCUUCAAGUACAUUUCUGCUUUAAAGAAUACCUCAUCAAUGAAUCCGUCAUCUAGAGUACAGUUCACAUCAGCUAUUGCCAUUGGAAUGGAAGGAAGGACUGGACUUUUUAUUGCUUUCAGAGAUCAAGGAAUUUGCGGAAGCCUUGAUUCAUUUCAACUCAGUUACAUAGAAUGUCCAAGCUCAGCAGGGGAAUUAAUGUCAUUCCCACUUAGAGCUGCAGCUCCAAAUAGCACAGUUUCAGUCCUAAAGGUGCUUGGAACAUGUGUUUUCAAUGCUGGUGUUCAAAUUUCGCAAGCAGCCAAUUACAUGUUUUGUUAUACAAAUGGUUCCACCAAGGUGAAUGGUGGCUGUCAUUGCAAAGCUGGAUAUGAAAAUCAUUUUUUUACUAGCUGUAAUGAAUGUCCAGCAAAGAGUUUUAAAAGUGCUGCUGGUAACUUUAAUUGCACCAGAUGUGGUGCUAAUGUCGAGGACGGACUGAAGCCCAGGACAACACCUUGUAAAUGCAACAAUGGAUAUUACAGGCCACUUCGAUCUAAAAGUGUUCCAACUGUCGACUGUGAAGCGCCACCAUCUGCUCCAAAUGUCGUUAGGGCAAAACAGAUUGGGUCAAAGUGGAUCUUAUUAGAAUGGACGGUUCCCAUGGACCAGGGGACUGGAGGCAAACUGAGUUACACGAUAAAAGCAAGCUGUACUAAAUGUAAAAUUCCACCUGACUUUACAACAUCUAACCUUCUUUUCAAUGUCACCGGGCUGAGCGCCUACACACGAUAUGACGUCAGAGUUUAUUCCAUCAACAAUAUAACUGCUGCCAUCGGCUUCGACAAGGCUAUGUACAACAGCACUUCAGUUUUGACUGGAUCUGGAUUGCCUUCGGAGGUUCAGAAUCUUACUAAAAGGACAAACUCUGAUGCAUCAGUGACAAUUUUCUGGAACGAGCCAUUGACCAAGGGUGGUGAUGAUCUGCGAUAUUUUAUCACUGUUAAUGAUGAAAAGGGAAUGUUUACCACCAAGCUGAAAUACACUGUUAAACAAGAGCAAGAAACGAAAAAGUACACUGUGUCUAUAAAGGCACACACGAGCGCUGGAUUUUCCAAAGAAGAAGUUAUCUUAUUUGAAAUUAAAGGAAAAGGUAUUUCACUGACUUUGGUCAUUGCUGUCGUAGUCACAUUGUUUGUCUUACUGUUGAUUGCUGGCGCUUUCGUUGUAUAUUUCUAUCGAAGGCGACAUCCAAAGCAUCUUCAACCUGUUCGACUUGAAAACGGGGAAGUGAUUCUCCCAAGUGGAAAAGGCGUUCAGGUUUAUAUUGAUCCGACGACAUAUCAAGAUUUGGAGGACGCUGUGCAGCAGUUUGCUAACGAAUUAGACCGAAGCUGGAUUAAGCUAGAUCGUCUGAUUGGUGGAGGUGAAUUUGGUGAUGUGUACAAAGGAACUAUGGAAAAACCUUCCGAAAAAGCACAAAUUGUCGCCGUCAAGACACUCAAGUCAAAUGCAAAUAAGAAAGCAAGAGAUGACUUUUUGGGAGAAGCAAUGUAUAUGGGACAAUUUGAUGACCCAAAUGUCAUAAAUCUCGAGGGUGUGGUCGUUAAAGACCGUCCCAUAUUGAUUGUCAUCGAAUUCAUGAGCAAUGGAUCGCUUGACUCCUUUCUACAAGAAAACGAUGGUAAAUUUACUCCACUCCAGUUACUAGGAAUGGCCCGGGGUGUGGCGUCUGGAAUGAAGUAUCUUUCUGAAAUGAGCUACAUCCACAGGGAUUUGGCAGCCAGGAAUAUUUUAGUAAAUGAUGACAUGGUUUGCAAGGUUGCUGAUUUUGGAAUGAGCAGAGAAUUGAGCGAGGAAGAUACAUAUAACACAACCGGUGGCAAGAUCCCUGUUCGAUGGACAGCACCGGAAGCAAUCCAGUUUAAGAAAUUCACCAUUGCCUCGGAUGUUUGGAGUUAUGGUAUCCUGCUUUGGGAGAUAAUGUCAUACGGAGAAAGGCCAUAUUGGGACUGGGGCAAUUAUGAGGUGCUUGAACGUCUGGCUUCUGGCUACAGACUUCCUCCACCAAUGAGCUGCCCUAAAGUUGUGCACGAUCUUAUGUUAUCUUGCUGGCACAAAGAUCGCGUUAAAAGACCAAAAUUUAAGGACAUUCGUUGCACGUUUGAUAAGUGGAUCCGGAGUCCGGAGUUGCUGAAACACGAGGAAUCGGUUGUGACAAGGCGUGACACUAAUUUGGAUUACGCGUCAAUGAAGACCUUAAAAGAAUGGCUUGAUUCGAUUGGGAUGUCGCGAUACAUCGAGAACUUCACUGAAAAGGGCCUAGUCACACCCCGCCAGAUCUUAGAGCUCACGGAUCCAGAUCUGAAAGAUAUAGGAAUUGAAGCUGUUGGCCACCGAAACAAAAUUAUGAAGAACAUAAAUUUGACGAAAGGCCAGUUGAUUAGAACAAAAUCCAUGGCAAUCUAAGCGCUGUGAGGCAAGUUGCUUUUAUUAGAAAUUACAUCGAAAACUUCAUUACAUCACUCUAAUGUCUAUGACAGUAGUUUGUCAUGAUGUCAUAAUAAGUAUUUGACCAAUUUUCAAGGACUAUUUAGUUCGACUUGUUUAUGUAUUGCCCUUGAUUGUAAAGAUGCAUUUCUACGAAAGACAUUUUUGAUGUGACGUUUUAUAUUAGAAGUAUUGAAUUUUUUGGAGAACGUAAGUAGAGCAUUCUGCACCAUAGAAGACAUUCCAAGUUAUCUUGUAAGCUGUUGUUGUGGUUUUCUUCCAUAAGUUGUUGUGCAUAGGUUGAUUGUUUUAUUUAAAGGCAUUGAGUCAUGAUAAUAUAGAUUGGGUAUACCCAAAGUGCCAAAAUCCGCUGAGUCACGAUUUUUAUGACGGCGAUGCUGUUGGUUGACCUUAAACUGGUCACAUGAACUCACCUCGUACUGAUUAACAAAACCGUUUCCACCAAUAGCAAGUUGUCAUUAACGGAUGCCAAUAUCACAUGAAACAGCAGCGAUCACGCCGAAACCAAAUGAACCCCUAUAGAGAAGGCCUAUUUGCCAUGACUCAAUGCCUUUAAAUUUCCUGUGACAUGAUUUUUUUUAUUCUUUUAAUUGAAGCGUUGCACUGCUCUUAUAGUAGAUCUGAACUUUUUUUUGAAAUAAAAGCGUUUUGAUAUUGAAAUUAAGCAAAAUAGUGCGGCCUAGCCAAGUCGCUUUAUCAUCAUUCGCCGUUCUCUUGUGACGUCAUGGGAGGAACUCGUUAUUGUAACAAUGUAAGCACUACCUUCAAAAAUCUCAUCCUCGCUGCCACUACUUUCUCUGUAAUUAUCGCUCAUCUUGGACCUGUUAGAUUUCCCACAUUGACUACGAUACAAAAACUCGAAGGAUGAGGCGAUCGGGUCCCUCCCGUGACGUCACUGUCUACUCAUUCUGAAAACCAAGAUGGCGAAUUUUGGCGAAGAAGAUCGCCAAUAACUCCUUCAUUUCUCAUGAAACGUAAAAACUAACCUCAGAAAUGAAAAUAACAGGCCUUUUUACAUAAGAAUAGAUAUAUAAACCCAAAAGUACGAAAACCAUGUCACAGGCAAUUUAACAAGAAGGUACUUAACCGUAUUGAUUAGAAGUCCUUAUUCAAGGUCACCUUGCGGCGGCAUACAGUGAAAUGUGACUGUUUUUAUUAUUUCAUAUAAUAUAAGUGAGUCAUCUGCUUAUUUAAGCUGUGAUACAGCUCCAACCUUCUUGGUUAAAGACUUUCUGAAACUAUUUAGACACGUAUUCUUGUUCAUGUCGCUCAUUGUGUGGUCUUCAUUUUCAAGGUUCAGUCCUUUUGUCCUGUGUGUAAGUAUCAAGGGACAUACAACCCUACGCUUUUAAGACCUUUCUCACUGUAUAAAAACACUCGAUAGUAGCCAAGAGCAAUGGCAUCUCUCUCUCCUCCUGCCAACAUAAACAGACACUUAUUGGAUAUAGCACAACUCACAUUAAUAGCUGAAUUGUCUUUCCAAAAGUAGUAUCAAAAUUCUUGCGAUCUGUAUGUACAGUGUAUUUUUUAAAUUAAUUUUCUUAUUGCAGUUAAGAUUAGAGUUUCCGUAAGGAAGAUUCAUUUUUAGUCACCGAAUAGUAACAGUUAUCGAUCUUAGCAAAAAAGGCUUCUAGGUUUAAUGUCUAAAUAUUUUAAAAUCACGAAAUCUUUUAUGAAAUGAGAGGUAAAAGAUGUUGGCGUUGCCUUGCUCAAGAAUCGAUAAAACGAAAUGUAGAAAUCAGUUGCAUCUUAUUAUUAUAAAGAACCUACAAAAGCAUUUUCGCGUAGAACCUUCUAAUUUUGAAGCCUUAGCAUUUGCCACUAAAUAUGUGCAUAGUUGCAUUCUGGUAUAACUUAGAUGGUUUUGAAACAGUGAUGAAUAAAUGCCCAAGUGCAUGAGGUAUGAAUUUAGGAGUUUUUAUAUCCGUUACUUUUUGACAUGAAGCUAUUUUGUUUAUUAAGAUAUUCCUAAUUUAAUCUUUCUUGUGAAUAUCUUUUACUAGUCGAAACCAUUUUUUAAACCGUAUAUAAUGAUAAUUAGCGAUAACUAACUAUUUGAUAACGAAGUCACGCUGAAUAUUUCUUGAAUGUCCGAGAGAAAAUAGUCGUUAUUUGUGAAUAAGUGUCGUACGGUAAAAUUUGAACUCAUGCUGUAUCCAGCCUGGCAGAGCAGAAUAAUGAGGGUUUCCUAAACCUGGUAGAUCUGAAGUCCGCGAUUUUACCGAUACAUAGGUCUUGGAGAUGCUACUUAAAGCGUGCUUGAUGUAGUGGUGUCUAGAUAUCCUAUUUCGUUGACUUAUUUGUCAAACUUUCAAACUUCGUUGCCUCACUUUACAAACCCACUCUCACAUUAAAGGCCUACAUCUAAACUGUUCGCAUUGACGUCAUAUCAUCUUUUUUCCUGUUCUUAUACAUUUUUAUGUAUAUGUUUAAGGCUAAAACAGUAUAUCUUAGAAUUACCACCAUAAGUAACAAAGUUUUGAUAUUUUCAUUUUUCCGAACCAUCAAAAUUUUCUCAUCAAAUUAAGCUCUUAAAAUAAUUAGUAUCUGUAAUAGUUUUUAAGUAAUUAAAUAGUAUUUAAAUAGUAAUUAAAAUAAUUUUGUUCAUAGAAAGUUUUUUCCAUAAGAAAUAUCUCUUCUUUGAGUGACCCAAUUUUGAAAAAAGUAGAAUUACAGGUUUUCCAAAGUUGUAAAUUUUUCCAGUGAUUUUUUAGCUAAAAAUCAAACUCAUUGUCUUAACAGAACUUAACUAUGUAUCCAGCCUUGUUAUUUAAUCUUGUUUUCCUAAUAAAAUUUUCCUGUUUCAGUGACUCUUUUUCCACAAGAAAAAAACGUAUAGGCCUCCAAAAAUAAUCAAUUUUUGACAGAAAUUCCCCAUAUAUAAACAUUUGCCAGGUUUUGGUUUUGUACCUUGGCCAUGGAACGUAGUUUUUUCUUUUAUGUUUUAAUGUUAUUCCCUUUUUUUCUGUCUAGAUUUUCACAAAAAAGUAGAUUAUAGACUUGCUAAAAGCAUUUAUUAUUCACAGAAGUUUUCCAGCUCAAAGCAGCACAACUUCUCGUGUAAUAAAUACCUAACAGUUUUUCACAAUGUAUCCUACUCACGGAAGCUAGUUUUCCAAAAAAUUGCCUUUGUUUACAUCCCCCAAUUUGACAAAAAAAGUAAAGCUACAGGCUUGCCAAAAUCGUCGAAUUUUGACAAUCUCUUUUCCCUUCAAAGCAACCAAUAAAUGGUUGAGACUUUUCAAGGAAAGCUUAUAUUCUCACUUUUCCCCUCCCCCAAUUCAAUGUUGAUAGCAUGAUUGUGAAGCAAAAAUUAAAGAACUAUAAAUCCAACAUUGCUUCGGGGGAAAAGGGGGAUUCGAAUAUACAGGGGCAAGGUAAAGUAAACAAUUACGAAAAUUGCAUUUUGUCUCAACAUU
Rhopilema esculentum is the source of this 6724-nucleotide messenger RNA. The record is from RefSeq and is a predicted model, not a curated record. Lineage: Eukaryota; Metazoa; Cnidaria; Scyphozoa; Rhizostomeae; Rhizostomatidae.